AUGGCACGCCGGAAAAGCGCUCGCAUUGCAGCACAAGAGCCAAAACCGCCAAACCGGUACGGGCCACACAAUGGUGAUUCAGACGACGCCGCUGGGCUGAUGUCAGCUUCUCAACCCUCAUCGCCGGAUUCCGCAUCCUCUGCAUCCGACCCAGAUCCUGAACCUCGACCGGCAAAGCGCCGCAAGGUGACAAAACAUACCCCAAACACGACAAGAUCACAGACAAAAUACUCCAAAUCCAACUCCCUUUCUCUCGUCCAGUCUAUCUUUACUUCAGCACCCCACGAUGGCCGCGCCCUUCCUCUCCGCCCCCACCGGCCCUCCUAUCACCAACCCCUCCUCCUAUCCUCGCCAUCCGUCCAAGCCUCCCUCCUGAAGUGGUUUCAAAAAGAACAAACGACCCGCCUCAUGCCGUGGCGCAAACCCUUCCUCACGAACCCCUCCCGCGCCGACCUUUCCCGUCGAGCCUACGAAGUCUGGAUCUCCGAGAUUAUGCUCCAACAAACCCGCGUUGCGACGGUAAUAGCAUACUGGAACAAGUGGAUGACAAAGUGGCCCACGAUCGAAGACCUAGCACAGGCAACAGAGGCACAGGUGGUCAAUAUGUGGACUGGGCUGGGGUAUUACUCUCGGGCGAGGAGGAUACACGCCGGGGCACAAAAGGUUGUCGCCGAGAUGCAGGGGCUGCUGCCGGAUACUGUGGAGGGGCUUAUGAAGCAUGUUCCCGGAGUGGGGAGGUAUACUGCUGGGGCGAUAUCAGCUAUUGUGUUUGGCGAGGCGGAACCGAUGGUCGAUGGGAAUGUUAUGAGGGUGUUGUCGAGGCAGAUGGGACUGAUGGGGGAUGUGAAAGGGGACAAGAGGGUGGUAGACGUGCUUUGGAAGGCGGCGGAUAGGUUGGUGAAGGUUGUUGCUGAGGCUGAUGGGGAAGAGGGCGAGAAGCCAGGGCUAUGGGGACAGGCGUUGAUGGAGCUGGGGAGCACGAUCUGUACACCAAAGCCUCAAUGUGGAAAAUGCCCGGUGACGGAAAGUUGUAUGGCUUACGCCGAGGGUUUGGCUCUGGCCCGAGGCCUCAAGCAGGCGGUUCCCGAUAUUGAGGAUGGCAUUGCUUGUGUGCUUUGCGAACUUGUGGAGGAAGAUGCCAUGGAAGCGAGCUCGCAGGCUACGGAAAAGAAGGGUAGGCAGCAAACCUCCAAGUUCUUCGAGGCGUUCCAAGCAAGUUCCAUGAAGGAAAAGGAUGUUGCUAGCAGAACGCCCUCGUCCCAAGAGAUUAAUAUCAUCAUCUCCCAUGCCCAGAGGUUUCCCCUGAAGAAACCGAAGAAGCAGGUCAGAGAGGAAGAAGCUCUUGUUUGCGCCAUUCGUCGCGUAUCGGACGGCCAGUACCUCAUCAGUCGCCGGCCAGACAAGGGGCUGUUAGCUGGAUUGUGGGAGUUUCCCAGCUACAUUUUGCCCGCCUCCAAUGACAGCACUACCAAAAGCCGGAAAAAGCAGGCAUUGGACUACGCGUCUGGUCUGGUCGAAUCAACAGACGGAUACCGUGGAGAACUAGGCACUGUCCCUUGGUUAUUUUCACAUCUGAGGCUCGCCAUGCACGUUCAUCUGUUUCAACUGGACGAUUCAGACAGAAGCCUCCGAACACUGCCCCUGGGAUCAAACUAUCGAUGGGCUUCCAGCGACGAGAUUGAAUCAGAGUCCAUGGGGACUGGUAUGAAAAAGUGCUGGUCCUUGAUCAAGGCAACCAGAGAGUAG
This is a messenger RNA of Podospora pseudopauciseta, 1746 nucleotides long. RefSeq lists its product as uncharacterized. Gene Ontology annotation, cellular component: nucleus. Gene Ontology annotation, biological process: base-excision repair; mismatch repair. The coding region runs from base 1 to 1746 and encodes 581 amino acids. Gene Ontology annotation, molecular function: oxidized purine DNA binding; 8-oxo-7,8-dihydroguanine DNA N-glycosylase activity; adenine/guanine mispair binding. The transcript has a single exon. Lineage: Eukaryota; Fungi; Ascomycota; Sordariomycetes; Sordariales; Podosporaceae. The record is from RefSeq and is a predicted model, not a curated record.